AUGUCGAAUUAUUGGGGCAAACGUCUCUCACUGCUCAUGCAUUCCCCGGCGCGUGGUUCCGUCAAGGCAGUGUCGCUUAAGCGUUUGCUGCUCCGACACGAGCUUCUGCCGCCACUUAAGUACCUGUGCCGUGUGGUCAUUCGUAACUGUAUUGUUGACCGGAAUCAACUCGCAUCGCUGCCAUUACCCAAAAAGAUCAUUGAGUAUUUGGAUGAUCCACGGUAUCUUGUUCCACCCUCUGUGCGGUUAUGA
Messenger RNA from Gongylonema pulchrum, 252 nucleotides. NCBI's taxonomy places the organism in Eukaryota, Metazoa, Nematoda, Chromadorea, Rhabditida, Gongylonematidae. The record is from the annotation of a GenBank genome assembly.